Molecule: messenger RNA, 426 nt
Organism: Emiliania huxleyi CCMP1516
Lineage: Eukaryota; Haptophyta; Isochrysidales; Noelaerhabdaceae
Exons: 1
Cellular component (GO): cytosol
Source: RefSeq, a predicted model, not a curated record
AUCGCCACCGGCGGCGGGCCUGGCUUCAUGGAGGCGGCCAACCGCGGCGCGUCGCGCGUGCCGGGCGGACGCUCGGCGGGCAUGGGGAUCUCGCUGCCGUUCGAGACCGGCCUGAACCCGUACGUCACGCCGGAGCUCGCCUUCGAGUACCACUACUUUUUCACGCGCAAGUUCGCAAUGGCCUACUACAUGCAGGCGCUGGUCGCCGCGCCGGGCGGUUUCGGCACCAUGGACGAGUUCUUCGAGCUGAUCACGCUCAAGCAGACGGGCAAGAUGAACCAGGCGAUGCCGGUCGUCCUCUUUGGCAAGAAGUACUGGAACACGGUCGUCAACUGGCACGCGAUCGCUGACUUCGGCACCAUCAACCGGAAGGAGGUGGACGAGAUCCUCUUCACUGACUCGGUGGACGAGGCCUUCGACUACAUC